Messenger RNA from Brassica napus (rape), 1679 nucleotides. RefSeq names its product B3 domain-containing protein REM20. The record is from RefSeq and is a predicted model, not a curated record. Gene Ontology annotation, molecular function: DNA binding. The coding region runs from base 513 to 1463 and encodes 316 amino acids. The transcript has 10 exons. Lineage: Eukaryota; Viridiplantae; Streptophyta; Magnoliopsida; Brassicales; Brassicaceae.
AAGGAAAUCACUUUUCACUCAAAAUUUCAUCAUCCUCCUCAAUCGUUGGAGAUCUUUGAGCGAACACAGCAUCUCAGCAAUUGAAGAUGUAAGAGCGUCAAUUCAAAGGACUGCUAAAGCAUCUGAAGCCUGCAACACCUGGAACGAUUAAUGAACUAAGUAGCAAUCAUCUCAACUACAAGUAGAGAGUACUAGACGUCCCUCCCUGCCUGAGCUGCCUCUCAGGAAAAGAUGAAACCCAAAGCCAGUCCUAAGAAGCUGAGAAUUAGAUUAGAGCACACGGAGUAGGGAAGGCAACAAAACAAAAACAGCCUGUUGCUAAACGAGGCCUAAAGAGAGUAGGCAAAAUCAGGCUCUUGUCGACAGCACCAACGAGCAGGACAUCACUAGAUAUUACCAAAACCAAACGAGAAAGGAUUUCCAAAUUACCUGCGGGGUAGACAUGGAUCAUCCUCAUCUGCCAAUUUACAAACUUAAGGCAGCAAGUUCAAGGAACGGAGGGAGUACGAAGAAUGGAACAGAGUAUCGAGUGGACUACACUUAAGGCUGGGCUGUCUCUCCCUCUCUCCAACUCAUUUAAGAGAAUCUCUCUUACAACGGACCUCACCAUGUCUGAAAGUGAAGAAGAUGUUGAUCUUCCCCGGUUCUUCAAGGUCUUCCUCUCAGAAACUGCUUCUGUAUCAAUGGCGAUUCCAAUGUCUUUUAAUGAGCAUCUUGAAGACCCACUGCCGCAAACAGCUAAGCUCCAAGGCAUUGGAGGUGGCGUUUGGACUGUGAGCUUCAAGAAAAUACGUGACUGUGCGUAUUUCACUUCAGGGUGGUCAAAGUUUGCAGAGGACCAUGAACUCAAGGACGGGGAGUUCUUGACCUUUGUCUACGACGGUUCUCACACUUUUGAAGUUAGUGUCUUUGGUCGUUCUGGUUGUAAGGAGAUAAGAGCUGAGGUCGAGACGGUGGAACUCUCUGAUGCUAAUUCUGACAAAGAAGAAGAAGAAGAUUCUUCAGUGGUUGCUGAUUCAAAUGAGGAAGAAGAUGAAGGCGAUGAUGAUUCUUCAUUCAUUGCUGGUGAAGAUGAUGAAGUCAGCCAGAGUCUCUCCCAUGUUGACAGUGAUGACACUGUAUCUAACGCUGAAGUUGUUGCAGGGUUUUCAAAUUUGGAGGUAGAGUCUAAUCCAUGCUUUACUACCACCCUCAAGAACAGGAUCUAUGAGCUGUUGAUUCCUGCAAAUGUGGUGAAAGAACAUGGGCUUACGUUUUGUGACCGCAUCAAGUACAUUGAUGGAGAAGGGAUCAUGCAUGGGGCUAAAGGGAAAUGGUCUGAUGAUAGGAUCUGCUUCAAAGGAUGGGACAGGAUUUGUAGAAGGAACAGGCUUAAAGAGCGUGAUACUGUCCACUGUGAGAUGCUUCACAUCAGGAAGAAAGUUCACACAAUCAAGAUCACAGUCACUCGUGGACGUGGUUGAAUCACUCUUCAUGAUCAUCACCAUCACCAUCACCGCACCCUUCAUCCAUCACUCAUCAUCACCACUAUCACAAUAACUAUCUAUGUCUUAGUAUGGCUUUUGUUUGUUUUAUCUUAGUACUACUUUCUUUAUCCCCGAGAAACCUUGUGAACUUAAUCAUGUUUCAUGUUGUAUUUUCAGUGCUUAUUAUGUAAUGCAUCUAUGACUUUUGAAGUA